AUGUAAGAAUCCACUCUUGGUAAUUAUACUAUAGGAAAUACAAUAGGAGAAGGUACAUUUGGAAAAGUUAAAAUUGGUACUCAUUAAUAGACUGGUGAAAAAGUUUUUUUCAUAUUUCAUACAAUUAGGUGGCUAUAAAAAUAUUAGAAAAAGCAAAAUUUUAAGAUGAUAGUGAUGUGUAUCGUAUAGCUAAAGAGAUUGAGAUCCUUAAAAAAUUAAGACAUCCACAUAUUAUUUAAAUUUAUGAAAUUAUAGAUACAGAUAAAGAAAUCUAUUUAAUAAUGGAAUAUGCAAGUGGAGGAGAAUUAUUUGAAUAUAUAGUUAAAAAUCAAAGAAUUUAAGAGAAAUAAGCCUGCAAAUUUUUAUUAUAAAUUCUAUCAGGAGUUGAGUAUAUACAUAGGAUUGGUAUUGUUCAUAGAGAUUUGAAACCUGAAAAUCUCUUAUUCGACUAAAAUUAGAAUAUUAAAAUAGUGGAUUUUGGAUUAUCUAAUACUUAUAAACCUAAUGAAUUAUUAAAGACAGCAUGUGGAAGUCCUUGUUAUGCUGCUCCUGAAAUGAUAUAAGGAUUAAAAUAUUCAGGUUACUUGAUAGAUAUUUGGAGUUGUGGUAUAGUUUUAUAUGCAAUGCUUUGUGGAUUCUUACCAUUUGAAGAUUAGAAUACUAAUUAAUUAUAUAAAAAGAUAAUUGCUGGUGAAUUAACAUUUCCUAAAUGGUUAUCAAAUGAUGCAAAAGAUUUACUUAAAAGUAUUUUAAACACAGAUCCAAAGAAAAGAUUUACAAUUCCUUAAAUAAAAGGUCAUAGAUGGGCAAAAUAAGUAAGAAUAGAUGAACAAUACAAUAUGAUUGGAAAUGAUAAUAUUUUAGUUGAUGAAAUUAUAAUAGAAUAAUUAAAAGCAUUAUAUGGAGUAGAUCCAGUUGAAUGUAGAAAAAAAGUUAAAAAGAACAGACAUGAUAAUAUAACAACUCUUUAUUAUUUAUAGAUUCAAAAAAAUAAAAGAAAUAGAACAUUUAAUUAUUUUAAAAAGGAAUCAGAUGAUCCUCUUUCAUUAUCUAAUGGAUUAAAUACUUCUAUACUUGAUUCGAAUAAUAUAACAAAAUAGAGAUAACAUACUAGCAAUAAAUAAUCUCCUUAACAUAGAAUUAUAACUUCUAUAAAUAAUACUAGAUAAUAAUCUCCUUCACCAUAACCAUUAAAAUAAAAUACUAGACUUGAUUCACCUAAAUAAAAUAUGGUUUUAUUAAAAAGAGAAAUUAUUAAAAGACCUUAAAUAAAACCAUUAAUUCCACCUUAAAUGAAAGUUAUUACUUAAGUUGUUAAUAAUUCAAUAUCUAGUGUUGGAACUAAUGGGAAUACUCCUAUUUCUACUAAUAGAAAAUAAACUGAAGACUCUUUCUCUUUAGAUAAAAAUAAAAUUAAAGUAAUAUUUCAAAUUUAUAAUAGUUUACAGGAAGAGAUCGUGCUACUAGUGCUAUAUCUGAUUAUACUAUCUCUGUUAAACCUAAACAUCCUGUAUUAAAAAUACAUAAAGGAGCAUUUAAUUUAAAAUGCACUACCAAUAGAGAUCCAGAUAGAUUGGUUGAAGAUUUGAAAAAAUCAAUGAAUUAAAUGCAAAUCAAGAUCUUAUAAGUAGUUUAUUCUUUAAUAACCUAUAGUAAAAUGAUCCUUAUGAAAUAUUAUGUUAAUUUAAUCUCAACAUUAAAUUUGAAAUUUCUAUUAGAUAGAUAUACAAUUGUGAUAAUUUAUACUUAUUGA
This is a messenger RNA of Paramecium primaurelia, 1753 nucleotides long. The record is from the annotation of a GenBank genome assembly. NCBI's taxonomy places the organism in Eukaryota, Ciliophora, Oligohymenophorea, Peniculida, Parameciidae.